Molecule: messenger RNA, 741 nt
Organism: Iphiclides podalirius (scarce swallowtail)
Lineage: Eukaryota; Metazoa; Arthropoda; Insecta; Lepidoptera; Papilionidae
Source: the annotation of a GenBank genome assembly
AUGAUCCGUCACGGUGAAAGUGAAUGGAACCAAAAGAAUCUCUUCUGCGGCUGGUAUGAUGCUGACCUUAGCGACAAGGGUCGCGAAGAAGCUGUUGCAGCUGGAAAGGCUUUAAAAGCUGAAGGUUAUCAGUUCGACGUAGCCCAUACAUCUGUUUUAAAAAGGGCUCAAAUAACAUUAAAUAGUAUCCUAAAUGAAAUAGGCCAAACUGAUCUACCUGUUAAUAAAACCUGGCGGUUAAAUGAGAGGCACUAUGGUGGUCUUACUGGUCUCAAUAAAGCUGAGACUGCUGCCAAAUAUGGAGAGGCACAGGUACAAAUCUGGCGCCGAAGCUUUGAUAUACCACCACCUGCAAUGGAAAAAGAUCAUCCUUAUUACGAAACAAUUGUUAAAGAUCCUCGUUAUGCUGGUGACCCCAAACUAGAGGAAUUUCCCAUGUUUGAGAGCUUAAAGCUCACUAUUGAAAGAACUCUGCCUUAUUGGAACAAUGUUAUAGUCCCCCAGAUUAAAGAAGGCAAGAAGAUUAUCAUUGCCGCGCAUGGCAACAGCCUUAGAGGCAUUGUAAAGCAUUUAGACAAUCUCAGCGAUGCUGCUAUUAUGGAACUCAACUUACCUACUGGAAUUCCAUUUGUAUAUGAAUUGGAUGAGAAUAUGAAACCAGUUGAUUCCAUGGUCUUUUUGGGUGAUGAAGAAACUGUUAAGAAGGCCAUGGCUGCAGUUGCUGCUCAAGGCAAAGCUAAG